AUGACAACUCAAUCAUAUGGCUAUUAUACUCCGUUAGAAGAGGACAAUCAAAGUCAUAGUGGUGAAAGCGUUAAAAGUGACAGCAGUAUUGGUGGUGACAGUGCGUAUUAUGUCGAACAAGAAAACACAAAAGAGUUCCAUCAUCUAAACUCCAAUGUGGAUGAUGAUGAUUUCCUUGCACCUCAAUACUGUGAUAACAGUCAUCGGGAGAGUAGUCCUUGGAGUUUUAUGCACCGGCUGGUGUCAAUUCCAAUCAUCCAAGAUAGUCUUAUUGGAACACAGCAAAUGUUGAGCCAACACAUGCUUGGAAGAGUAGCACUUAAGCAAGCCGAAAACACUCUACAAACAAUGAUCCCUUUAUUGGAAAACAGGUGUUUGAAAAGUCCUUUGGCUCUAGUGAAUACAAUCGGCCAUCGUUCGCUUGAUAUUGUGUCUGACCGGUUUCCUUUGGUUAAUGCACCUACCGAGGCAAUUGCCCACGCUGUUCACCCUCAAACCAUCUCACUUGAACUCAAAGACCAGCUCGAUCAAGCAGUCAGCCGUAUCAAAGCUCCUGCUAAAGCAGCUUCUAGAAAUGUAAAUAGACGGCUCGAAAAUGCUGUUGAUCGAUUUGAGGCUACAUUAGAUCGUUAUCUGCCGCAAGACCAACGACCGAGACCGAGGAAAUCUCCUACUAUUGUAUUGCGCACAGAAGAACCCCCUGAACAUCUCCGUCAAGCCAUGAGAUUUUACCACCUUGCAAACUCUCUGACUGAUCGAUUGGCUCACAACUUUUCUGACUCUGGAGCAACUGAGCCUACUCGCCCAAGUCCUGUUUGGCUUAUUGAACAAGCUGAAUCGCUCUGGCCCACAAUAUCCACUCAUUCGAAUACAUAUGUCGAACGCCUUCCUGAACCAGUCCAACGCCAUCUCAUUAGUCCCUUUGUCGAGAUUGCCAAGCAGGAAUAUGAGACAAUAAGACAAACUAUCGAAAGUGUCGAUCGCCCUGUGUUUGAACGUGCUCGCCAGGUCAUUACAAUUUCUCACACUCGUAUCAUGAUGCCUUUUCUUCAACAUUCUGUCGAAACUCUUCAGUCACAAGUUGCUGUUUAUCGGGCAGCAGCACAGAAAAAUAGGUCAAAGGUUGUUUCCGAAUUGACUCAUCGAUUGGCAACCAUUAGCUCUCAAGAUGCACCAACAAAUUUACUUGAAUAA
This is a messenger RNA of Phycomyces blakesleeanus NRRL 1555(-), 1194 nucleotides long. RefSeq lists its product as hypothetical. NCBI's taxonomy places the organism in Eukaryota, Fungi, Mucoromycota, Mucoromycetes, Mucorales, Phycomycetaceae. The transcript is spliced from 2 exons. Bases 1 to 1194 code for a protein of 397 amino acids. The record is from RefSeq and is a predicted model, not a curated record.